Clonostachys rhizophaga is the source of this 495-nucleotide messenger RNA. Lineage: Eukaryota; Fungi; Ascomycota; Sordariomycetes; Hypocreales; Bionectriaceae. The record is from the annotation of a GenBank genome assembly.
AUGAUUCUCACGGAUGCUGCUUUAGUGGCGAUCCCUACAGUUGUUGUUGUUCCACUCAAGGUGAAAUGGUCAAAACGCUUGACAGUGUUGGCAGGAUUUUGGGCACGUAUCUUUGUUAUCGCAGCUACCAUCGUCUAUAUGGUCUUCCUUCAACAGCUGCCCCGCGAUGGGGAUUAUUUAUUGGAUGUAACCAAGACCCUUCUUUGCAAAGAAACCAUCCAGAUGACAAGCAUUCUGGCUGCGACCAUUCCAUUCCUUAAGCCGUUCCUUAUUAGCCUGGAGUCGGGCUUUCUUCGAGCGGACGACGAGAAUCGCCGAGUUGACACGACUGCGUAUGGAACAGGAGAUGGCCCGAGCAAGCCGACGAAAAGUGGCAGGUCUGGACGGAGUUCGUCCAAGUACGUGCAAAUCCCGGAUAAACACCCCUCUGCACAGCCGUCAAUAGAACUUCGGUCGACCGAAAGCCGGGAUGCAACUCUGCUCGGGCAUGAGUAG